Molecule: messenger RNA, 3670 nt
Organism: Scatophagus argus
Lineage: Eukaryota; Metazoa; Chordata; Actinopteri; Scatophagidae
Gene: ccdc71
Product: coiled-coil domain containing 71
Exons: 2
Coding region: 239-1315 (358 amino acids)
Source: RefSeq, a predicted model, not a curated record
UAGGACUUUCAUUUGCGUCGCUAAUCUUCACGUUUCCAACUCAGCAAAAACGUCGGAUAGGGUCUGGCGAGCAGAUGGCUAGGCUGGUCGUAGGGGCUGAGUGAGCCUCCGCAGCUGACUCAGGCAGAGGAAAGAUUGCUGCGAGAAUGUUUGGCGGCCGAGGCUUGUCGCUGGCAGUUCCCAAGUCUGUGAAAAAUGGCGACGUCUUUCACCUAACCGCUUAAAGUUAACUAGAAACAUGGCUGACGCAACAAGAGGUCCCGUAGUUGGCCGGCCAUUGGCGUUCACCAACGAAGAACAGAGGGCAGUCCACUCCUGGUCCCGGAUCGCAACAGCAGGGCACAGUGUCCUCCUGGAUGCACUGAAGAUCCUCAGCCCGAUGUCCCAUGACCUCUCAAGCAGUGAGGAGCUGGUCACCUUCCUGCAGGACCUGAGUGAAGAGGGCCACAAGCCCGUUGUGCUGCGCAGCAAAGAUGUGUAUGGCUACCGCUCAUGCACAACCCAACCCCUGACUGAAGACAUGCUGAAACCUCCCAACAGGACACUGAGACCAACUGCCAAGAGGAGAGGAAAGAGGCCCCUGGCCAAAAAGAGAGAGGUGCACCCAUCUUGGAACACCUCUGAGAGGAGCAGUCCAAGAAUUCAAGGGGUCCGCCCUCCAGAGCUGCUGGUGGACCACCAUGCUAUCAUCUGCAGCAGGACACCCAGUCAGACUGUUGAAAUGUCACAGGUGCUGCAGUUGCAGCCGUGCCUCAGAUUGACCAAUAUUAAAGGCCUGUCUGGCUUCCACACAGCCAGACUUCAGAUUCAUACUUCCUGGGACUCGUCCUCGGACACACCCUCUGUUGCCUUUUCGCAGCAACAGCACCCUCCAACGCUUUCAGGAAUACCUUUGCAGCCUUCUCAUAAUGGUGGUGGGGCGCCCACCAAAGCUGUGGCCUUGUUCAGCCAGAAGAACGUAUCCUGUCCACUCCGAUUGGACGGCGCCCUCAUUGGAGAUUCUGCUCCGAUUUUUUAUGUUAAUGGAAGGGCAUUCCCAGAGACUCACACAGAGCUGACCAGCAAAGGCUGGAGGAGCAAUGGCCUCCAUCGGGAUGGUCGGGGCCCCAAGGAACUGAACAACCCAACCCGGCAGAGAAAUGGCUGGAAGGACAAAAACAGUUUUAGGUGGAAAGUGAUUAAGGUGGAUGACUCACGCUCAGUUGCUGAGGCCCGCAGGAAGGCACAGAAAAUCCUACAGGUCAACUUGUCUCCAGUGAUUCAGAUCCAACCUCUCAACCAUGUGCUGAGGGACUUCAGAUAUCAGAAUAAGUGACCGUUUCCCCCAGACUUAUACACAUUGUUUAGCAAAUGUUAGCGUUUUACAUCCAUUCGUCUCUACCUGACUGAGCCCCAGCAUUCAUAGCAGACCUCUUACAUAGGUUUUUGUGAUGUCUGUUGAGUGCUGGAAGUAGAGAAGGUACAGUCUUUCUGUGGAAGCUCUGGUUCCUGAAAGAGGCAUUUGAAUUAAGGUGAUGCUUUUCCCAGCAGGCUGGGAGAUUAUUAUCAGCCAAAUGCUGGUCCAUUUUCAGUGUCUACAUUGGUUUACAAAACUCAAUACUUAACCUAGUCAUCAUUCUGCUUUGAACUGACUGGCUGCUAGCUGAUGUAACUGAUGAGUUUUGGGACUUUGGUGCACAGAUGAACUGGUGGAUGAACAGGGUAGGUUUCCAAAGUCUUCAGACAAGGAAAUUUGAUGGUUGGUUGCAGCAAAACAAAUAAACUAAAGGAGGGAAAAGAAUAAAAAAUUUGUCUUCCUUUUUUGUAUAUUUGUUGUUUACUCUGGAAAUCAGAAAGGCAUUGGGAGCAAGUACAGUGGGGAUUAAUUUGACACUUGGGUGAUUUGUUUGAAGUACAGUUGUUCACAAUGUGUUCCUUUGGUUUAAUUUAUCAAAAUGGGGAGAAAAAAAAACUAUUUUUGACAGUUGAGAUGAUUUGAUGCCUCACUUGACAAAACAUGAUUCAGUGGAAAUAGUCCUAGAAAGGGAGAAUACAGUAGAGGACUGGGGAAUUUGACAACAUUUUGACUCCUGACAUUUAAAACUUUUACUUGUGGCACAACACUAAGAAUUCAGAUAUGACUUUCUCAUAUUCUCUCAUUAUUGAACAUGAUAUCCAGAUCUUCUUUUAGUCCAGUAUUGGCAUCCUUCAAAUUUCUUCCAUUAUAGGAAGUUUAAGAUGUUUUACACCAGAUACCCAAAAACACCAAGAUGUGCAGUCAUGAGGGAAAAUGACCAUCAGGUGUUGGUCAAUGCUUUUCAAGAUUUACUUUUGUCCAAUACAUUUAUGUACGACACACGCAACAGUCAGUUAUUGUUCUGAAGUUAAAACAUUUGGUUUUUGUGGUUGCAUUUCUUCACUUGAGUUACUUUGUUUCAUAACAUGUUAAAUUUGAAGCAUUAUAGAGAUUUCCCUCCCAUUUGCAUGUUAGAUUUUUGUUUCUGGAAUUCCCCAGCUGUGCUCAAACUGCUCAAAAAAUGCACUUUGAAAGUGGCAGCGCAUCACUGUCGCUUGUUCCUCCACACAAGAUGUUUGUAAUUAUUUCUUGUGACAUAUAGAAAACAUUUCAAAUGAUCGCUAACCUUUUUUAAACUUUAUUCAAAACCACACUGGUUUUGCUAGAGGUGAAAAUUGUAUAAUAUUGGUGCUGAAUUAAAUGACUGGCACAAGAAUGUUCUUCUUGUUCAGGCCGGAGCAUUUAAGAGUGACUUCCUGUGACUUAUUCUGUGAGGGAUUGUAAGGACUGCUGCCCCUGCAGGUUGGGAUGCACACGCCAAACCGCCUUGUGUGCUUUCCAAAAGGUUUCAUUUGUGAGGAACCGCCAGAAUCAUAUUUGUUUGUUUCAUGUUAUCAUUUGUGAGGAAACCCCAGUGUAUUCCCCAAAAAAAAGUUAGAGAUGUUCGGGCAAUAUGGCAUUCCACAAGACAAAUGUAAUGUGUAAUUGAGCGAUAAACACAGCCCUUAAAAAGAAAAUUUUAACUCACUGUCCAAUUACUGGCUUUUCCAAUUACCAUCUAGAUUUUACUGAUCUCAAGACCAUUAACUGUGGAUUAAAGUUGCGUUAAAAAAAACAGUGAGCAUGCCUUUGAUUUUUUUUUUAUUUAUAUAUGUUAACCUACAUUUUUUUCUGUCUUCCAAAAGACAGAAACUGACUACUUAAACCACCAUGUUUUGAAGUCCAGGUAAAACAGGACUUAACCACUGUUAGAUCAGUACAUAAAGACGUUUGUUUCAGAAGCCGUGAAAAACAUGGAACAAAAAUCUGUUUCAUGUUUAAAUGAUAUGGAAGCUCUUACAGGUUACUCAGUAGGAGGAACUAAUCAGAUUUAAAGUGGAAAUAUCUGACUUGAUAUCCAUGCAGUAUGAAUUAGCAAAGCUGUUCCUCUGUUUAAACUGAGACCACCUCAGUGUUUGUUCGUCAUCCCCACGUAUUUCCACGUUUCUGUUCUGGAAGAGCCACUUGCUUUUCCUCAUGCCCUUCUUUGAUCUGUCUGUAUACAAUCAUGUUCACUACCAACAGUUCCCUUUUGUAGGUCUUCUUUCUGUUAGCCUUGUUUGUGCAACACUUGUAUAAUAUUGUAUUUCCUACAUAACAUUUGAAAAGUUUUGUUCAAUAAAACGUAUCUGAAAA